Molecule: messenger RNA, 1269 nt
Organism: Fraxinus pennsylvanica
Lineage: Eukaryota; Viridiplantae; Streptophyta; Magnoliopsida; Lamiales; Oleaceae
Source: the annotation of a GenBank genome assembly
AUGGGUAGCUCAGCUUCUCGUCCCCAUACUUUCAUCGGUCAACAACAAAAUCCCUCCUCAAAUUCUUAUUCUUCUUCAACCCCCGUUUCAAGAACUCUUUCUUUGCCUACCCCUUUAGUCCACCACCCACCAUUAUGCCAAGGGGAUUCCGAUCACUUUGUUUCCCUCACCUCUACCACCCAUGGUUCGAUUGUGGUAAUCGACUCCCCAAAUAUCAAUUUCACCCAACAAGAUUUUGAAAACUCUGAGGACCCUUUAUCCCCAGACUCAGUUAUCAACACUUGGGAACUAAUGGGAGGCCUUGAUGAUGACGAUUUCCACAUCAUUGACUUCCCCAAAACACCCCGCAAUACAGAGAUGGAUGCAAGCGACAUAGUGAAAUCCUUCGAGUUUGUGGAGCACGGCGAAUCUAAGCCGUUUCGGAGGCACUUAUCCGAGGAAUCAUUGCUAGCAAAAAUGGAUUCCAACGUGGUCUCCAGUUAUCGAAACGCUUUGUUGGCUAGACAACAUGGACAAGCAAAGAUUGAAGCUUUGGAGACUAAUAAUGGGAGUUCUCCGGUGUCCAGUAGUACUGAAUCGUGUUCUUUAUCGGGUGCUGAGGAUAGAAUUGUAUUGUACUAUACUACUUUGAGGGGCAUUAGGAAGACUUUUGAGGAUUGUUGUGCGGUUAGGUUGAUUUUCAGGGGCUUUAAUGUGUGUCUAGAUGAAAGGGAUCUUUCUAUGGACUUGUCUUACAGAAAUGAGUUGAAGGAUGCGUUAAAAGGGAAGGCAAUAAGCUUGCCACAAGUGUUUGUCAGGGGGCAGUACAUUGGUGGUGCAGAGGAAAUUAAGGAACUUAAUGAAUCAGGAGCGUUGGCUAAGCUAGUGGAAGGUUUUCCACUUAUGGAUUUGGGGUUUGUUUGCGAUAGUUGUGGGGAUGCAAGGUUUGUACCAUGCCCAAAUUGCAAUGGGAGUCGGAAGGUUUAUGAAGACGAAGAAGGAGAAUUGAUGAGAUGUUCUAAUUGCAACGAGAAUGUGAGCCUUGGAACUGUGAAAGAAUUUGCAAGAUAUGCUGCUGCUCAUCUACUGGGGUCGAUGGAGGAAUUGGCGUUGAGUUCCCAAGCUUUAUCAGUUGAGGCCUUCAUGUCUGCGAAUCCUCGUUUCAAAAUGAUUCCUCCACGAAUUCAAUGGCAAUUCCAGUUCAGCUAUAUCCUCACACUAUUGAAAAUGCAAUGGAAUCUAGUUCCAAUUAUAAUCAAAUAUCAAAUUAGGAAUAUUUAUGGAUUUUGA